AGUGUGUUGUCUGGAUCUUUGAGCUUUGAUCAUGAAUAGCAUCGGCUUGGGCGGCUGACAAUGCUAUCUCCGGCACAUAAAAAGGAAGCGGGUUGCACAAGAGAGAGCAUGAAUCGACUCUCGUGCCUUCUGAAAUGAAGCUGAUACGUUUCAUCGUGCUUGCCUUCGUUGGAUUACGGCAACAUGUUUCUUCUCUCGUCCCAGUUCGAGAGGAAUACUGGUCACCCGAUAAAAAUGUGCAUAUCAUCGUCGAAUACGAAAAAUCACCAGAAAUUAUUCCCGGAAUUGAAGGUAAAAUAGGCCAAUCAGGGACGACCGAUGCUGCAACGCCUUUUUCAAAUUUUACGUCUCCCCUUGACCCACGCACGGAACCAACUAUCGUAACCUUUCCGACGAAGAGCGCAACGCCGACGACGAAGGAUCAAGAGGAAUACUGGUCACCCGACGGACAGUGGCACAUUACUGUUUCGCGCGAGGACCCGGAUGAAAUAGAACCCGUACCAACCAGCAAAGAGCCGGAAGUCCAGACAAGCGGAGCCGUCACAGCAACAACUACGAAUUUCGAAACGUCAUCUCACGUGCCACGACCGGCUCAGAAGGAGGAGACCUCGGAAACGGUUACUACACCGUCGGAUCCUCCGGCAGGAGUUUCUGAAAUCGCCACAACCCAGCAUGAUGGUACCGUUCCGCCAUCCGUCACAACCACGCCCCGUGUAACGAAAAUUGUGCCAGAAAACGCAGAAUGCAGCAAAAACUGCAAGCCCCCUAACUGCACGUGUAGCAGUCAAAGCCCGCCUGCCGGACUUGGCUUGGACGACAUGCCUCAGUUUGUGAUGCUCACCUUCGAUGGCGCGGUGAAUGCGAGCAACAUGCCGUUCUAUCGGGAACUCCUCGGUGAUCUCGAGCGAAGGAACAAGGCGAGUGACUGUGCCAUCGCCGCUACCUUCUUCGUCUCUGCUGACCGUCUGGAGUUUGCUCUUUUGAACGAGCUUUACGCGGGUGGCAACGAAAUCGCGCUUCACUCUAUCAGCCACCACGCAGAUCAGGCCUACUGGAAUGACUUGGACACGUCCGGCUGGGAACUAGAGGUCGCGGAUGAAAAGAAGAUGGUGGAGGCGUUCGCCAACAUUCCGCCUUCCGCCAUCAAGGGUUUCCGAGGACCUAACCUAAUGACCGGAGGUGACCAGGGGUUCAAGAUGAUCCACAGCAACUUGGAGUACGACAGCAGCUUGGUUCACCCGAGGACACGUCCCGAUACCCGUCCCACGUUCCCCUACACCCUCGACUUCGGAUUCAAGGAAAAGUGUGUCGUCGAGCGGUGCCCGCAAGAGGCCUAUCCUGGACUUUGGGUGAUGCCGUUGAACGUGCUCUUUAAGAAAAGCGACGUCGACGGCGGGUCUCAAGAGCUGCCCUGUUCGAUGGCUGAUGGAUGUGAGACUCAGCCUUCCAGUGCCGAUGAGACCUUCGAGUACCUGAGGUCUAACUUCGAAGACUUCUACAAAUCCAACAGAGCCCCUUUCCCGGUCUCAGUGCACGAAGCAUGGCUCCAUGAUCCACAGAGGAAGGAAGGCUAUCUUCGCUUCGUGAGCUGGCUUUUGGAGAAAGACGACGUUCAUCUGGUCACGGUGUCCGAAGUGCUCAGCUUCAUGAGGAACCCGACGCCCGAAAACAAAUACGCUCAGAGCCAUUGCUUGAAGUCCAAGCCCGAGUCCACGUGUCCGUCACCGAAGAGCUGCGAGUACCCGAGCACGCCUGCCGGGGGCCCGCGUACCACGACCGUUUGUACUGCUGAUUGUCCCCCGAAGUAUCCGUGGUUGUUCAGUCCUCUCGGGAAAGAAUAGAACAAUUAUAGAAUAGAAAGAGCGAGAGAAAAAGAGAGAGAGAGAUGAGUUGUCUGUACUUACUACUUAGAAACGCCAAGAGGUCAAGCUGAAUUCAGAGCUGAAUUGCUAGUUGCUGAAAAAAUGAAAAAGGAGUAGGGUUGGGGAUCCGACAGAGUAAAAGGAAGAAAAGCUAGAAAAGAAGAAAUAGUGCAAGGCAAAGGCAAUUACAGCCUGUUCACACCAAAGUCUAGAGUAUUUCAAAUAAACUAUAGUGUUAGUGAUAGAAUAGACCGAUCUCACCAAGCAUUUGGCGCAUGUGUUAUUACGCCACCAUAAUUGUAGUCCACAAGAGGCAGGCGGCAGUGCAUGGUACGUCUCUUUCAUUCCGUCUCGUGCUCCACUCGCAGCGGGUUAUUGCAGCAGCAGGGUUAUUGCACGUACAGAAAGAGUGAUGUUCCCUCGAUGAAUCGCGGCAGCGGUGGCGUAGCGAAGCUGGCAGUGAGAUUGGCCUAUUCAUCGAUGCUUUCUUUGCCUAAUGUCCAUCCUCAGAAGUAUGCCAAGGCUCAGGAAGGUGGUGCAGCUCAAGUUCUUCGCUUGUUCUUAGGCCUAGUUGUAUCUUUGUCGUGUUCCUUCGAGAGUCGUAAGUUGUGCAGUUUCAUCAUACGUGGUGGGCUGUCUUGGACUAAAGAGCACGAAGCGUAAGUAUGUGAUUCUUCCUUGCCGAUUAAAUGGAGACAUUUUUUAGAAGUCAAACGUGUAUUUUGGUUGUUACUGCUUGCCAUCUUUGAUAGAGCGCGUUCUGCUUCGGCGACCAGGUCAAAUAUUUGACUGGGCAUAGUAUUGAUGAUAAACAUUGGACGUCAAAUCUGAGUCUAGAGCGCUUUGUUCAUAUCGCAUGAUUAAAAGGAGCUCACACUAAGUGUCUGACGAGAACGACAACCCUGAUGCAGAGGCGUUUUUAUGGUGUGGAAUACAUGUCGCAGAAGCAUUCUGGGAGAUCGCCAUUAACCAUUAGUACCCGCUCUUUAAGAACGGACUCAGCCGAGGUCACAGUGAGUUUCACCACAUAUUGUGUCAGAAGGGCCAAACAUUCACUGGACGCUAUAUUAAUAAAAAAACAAUUGUGUUGUG
This is a messenger RNA of Ixodes scapularis (black-legged tick), 2954 nucleotides long. RefSeq names its product chitin deacetylase 8. Gene Ontology annotation, biological process: carbohydrate metabolic process. The record is from RefSeq and is a predicted model, not a curated record. Bases 135 to 1841 code for a protein of 568 amino acids. The transcript has 3 exons. Lineage: Eukaryota; Metazoa; Arthropoda; Arachnida; Ixodida; Ixodidae.